CAUUCCAGUACGCAUGCUCGCCAUUUUGACUUUAUGUCUGCUAAAGUGAUUGUGAACAAUUGUGAAGUUGCGUGCCAUCUCAUUUUACAUUAAAAAAUGGCACGAGUUUAUGUAUACGAACGCCCAGUGGAUGCUGUUUCGACGAAUGAGUCCUUCUAUGAGAAAUUGAAUUAUGUUACAACUGCACUGCAGAUCAAACAAGAGCCAAUUUCUACAGAUGACAAUUGUCAGGACAGUACUUUGCCAUUGGCGGAUAUCAAUACCAAUACCACUACCGUAACGGGUGAAACAAUUGUUCGGGAAACACAACUAUGGAAUAACGUAAAUAAUCAAGAGAAUGAGCUUGUGUUAUCCAAGUACCGGAAUGAUACAGAUCUAUCAGGCACGAACGUCGUCAAUACGCAAAAGCGUAAAUGUUUAGCAUUUGAGAAUUUUGAAGUGUCUGAGAAAAAACUCGGCGUUGGACUUAAGUCGCCGGAAUCAAUCGAAGCAACGAUUGAAUCUGACGUAUGUUUCUUAAACUUUAAGUCAUUGAUGGCGUCAAAGGUUCACACAGAUUAUCAGACUGACGGGGCCCUACCUUUUUGUAAUAAAUAUCAUACAAUUUGUAAAUCAGCUCACUUUUUAGAUGAACAGAAAUGGAUGCGUAGGUGCAAAAUCAAGACAAAGGUAUCAUUUUGCUGUCGUUUCUGUACGGCUAAAUACAGAACGAAAUCGAAUUUAAAAUGCCACGUGUUCCACAACCACAGUAAAUUAUUACCUUUCUCUGCAGAGAAAGCUGAUAAUCAUAGUGAAACUGAUAAAUCUAGUAAAAUUAAAAAGAUCAAAACUGAUGAAACUAAUGAAACUGACAAACUUAGUGAAUAUUGUGAAACUAGAGAAACUAGGGAAAUUGAUAAAACCAGUAAAAUGCAAUUGACAGAGAACACUGAUAAUUACGUAACAAGUCCUUCUGUACAUCAGAACGGAAAUGAUAAAAUCGACCCUACUCCCACAAAAAUGAAACAAACGACUAUUACUCAGUUCCUUUCAGAGUACACGAGAAUAACAGAAGAUUUUUGUCCAAACAAAGUUCGUAAUCCAAAAAAAACUCUGAAAAAAGUGAUACCUAGACAAAAUAAGACACUAACAGAGAAAAUUGAUCAUUGUGUCGAAACUCCGAAAAUAGCCAUACCUAGUCAAAUGAAAACGAUAUUGGAGGCAUCCGAACCUCAAGGGGAAGGCCGAAGGAAAAUUGUAACUAGACGAAGCGGCACGACAAGAGAGAAAGUUAAUCUACAUCUAAAAACUCAGAAGAUAACUAGACAAAGCGGAACAGUAGUAAAAUCACUUUCCACUCUUACCAAUGAGAAAACAUUGAUUACCACUGAAAGCUCUACGCCGAAUGGCAGCACAACUGAGGAAAACAGUUCAUUUGUCAAAAUACACAUUGGUUGCGACAUGAUGAAGGCCUUGUUGAAUAAGAUCAUAAAAACCGAAUUAAAAGCUGAACCUUGUCAUUUCGCGUUAGAAAAUCACAACCUUCAACGCGUGACAAGAAGUAGUCUUAGACGAUCGUUAAAUGACUUAAAUACAACUCCUGUGAUAAAAUCUCCUAAAAGAAUUAGGUUUAGAAAGCGAGCCGCUAGCACGCCUAAAGAAAAAGCUGAGCAUCAGUCGACGGAGAAGGAACUGAGAGCAAAAUUCAAAUGUAAAAACUUAAAAGUUAAUCUAGUUAGAUGCGACAUGGUCGUUAAAACAGAAACUGUUGACGUCACUCAGAUUUCAGUGGAAGGAGACGAAAAAAUUGCAGAAAUGUGGCAAAAGAAGGUGACGUUAAAUAGAGAAAAUGCUCCACUAGUCAAAGUGAAUGAACUCAUAAAAGUAGAAGUUAAAGAACCGUUCCUAUGCUCAGAGGUGUCUAAUGCACAUCGAGACAACACGAAAGCCAAUUCGCGUAUACUGUUCCGGUGUAAAGCUUGCAAAAAAUGCUUCCCCAUAAAGAAAAAUUUACGUAAACAUUUCGAGCUGCGCCACGUGUUCUUCAAAUCGAGCAUAUGCGACGCUAAGUGCAAAACUAAAUUUGAAUUGCAGAAACACUACAUGAACAAACACAGCGGUUUCAAGCGCAUGCAGUGUUGCGUGUGCUUUAAGAAGUUCUCAUCACUAGUGAUGUUGAAGCAGCACCUCAUACUACACUGUACCCAAGUACUGCUACCUAAACGCAAGAAACAAUGUAUCAAAGAAGUGAUCAAGUGUAGGAUGCCCGAUAAGAAGUGCUCGUGCAAGGCUUGCGGCAAGCGAUUUUGGUUGAAGUCCUGUUUGAAGGAACACCAAAAACUGUGUACUAAAAUGAGGGGGAGGGAGAAGCAGUCGCAAAACGUGUCUAAUACCGUGGAAACAUCAACGAAACGAGUAUUGGAUGACGCGAACAUUAAAUUGAAUGCGCCACAAUCUAAGUUAUGUUUGAUCAACGAGUAUUCUAAUGGGGCUAUAUCACCGCCAAUGAAACAAACGAAGAUGUUGUUGAGGGGUACCACUUUUGCGAAGGGAUACACCAUAGACUAUUCUGGCGUGAAUAAGAACACAUUCGAUUGCACUACUUGCAAUAAGCACUUCCGAACAUUUCGAAACUUAUGUAUGCACGAACAGACCUACUCCAAAGCCGCCACGCAUGUUUGCACGAUCUGCAACACCGCGUUCAGCACCAGGACAUUACUGCACCGUCAUCAUCAAUUCACCCACACGUUCAAGACUCUUACAAAGCACAAGUACUUCUGUACGUUCUGCACUCAGGGUUUCCGGAAGAAGAUGAAGAUUCAGAUUCACACGAGACACUUUCAUGCUGGUGACACACCCAUCAUUCCCAUACCAUGGUUAGAGUGCACCGAAGACUGGGAGGUGAGCACAAUAUGCAGCGUGUGUAAGCUAGAGUUCAAUUCCAGCGAACAGUUCAUUCAGCACAAUAUGUUUUACUAUAAGGGUCAAAUAUUCACCUGCGCGUUCUGCAGUAAAACCUUCCAAGGAUUGUACAUGCUGCACAGUCACAUUAAAUCCGAGCACAACACGGAAGAUGUGAAGAAACAGUACACGUUCACAUGCGACAUUUGCAACGAGGGCUUCAUCAUAGAGUCACAUUGUCAUGCGCAUAAAUUGCACGUACAUUCGAUGUUGCAUGAGUCUUCGCAGUACCUACAAGAUCAUGCCUAUGUUAGUGCGGCGAAUGGAAUGGAAUCGACGAAUGGACCGAUUCCGAAAUACAACUGCAAUAUUUGCCACAUGAUUUUUAUAGCUGAAGAAGACCUGCGUCAACACAAAAUGGAGUACACUAAUGACGGCAAUUACUUUUGCUCUUUCUGUACCAGAAAAUGUCUUACAGAUGUCAUUCUCAGUAAGCAUGUGAGUUCAUCUCAUACUUGCUUCAACUUCAUUGAUUGUUAUCAGUGUCACUACUGCAAUGAAGUGUUACCCUCGUAUACAGAACUGAAGUCUCAUAAAAUACACUUUCACCCGGAGAUGAGCGGCUCUCAACAUGACUGCAGUAAUCAAAUAAUCGCGAAUCAAACUACUGAAGCACCUGAAGACAUUGCAAACACUUUUAGCUGUACUAUUUGUGACACGAAGUUCGAAUGCUUGGAAAAAUUGAAAUAUCAUUCCAUGGCAUACUCGACCGAAGGCUUGUACAAUUGCCAUGUUUGCAACCGUCAUUUCCCAAAGCUAAAUCACCUAGAGGUCCACAUGUUGAGACACACGAAUUUGCACUUCAUUCUAUCUAAAUAUCACUGUCCCGUGUGUCGCGAAGGAUUCACAAAUCAGGUUAAUGUCCGGAUGCACGUGAUGCACUUACACCCAAGCACGCCAAUAGAGAAACCAUUAACCAGUGAUGCUCAAAAUACACAAAAAUUCAACUAGAAAGAUAUUAAGCCUAAGCUAGUUUCAAAUAGUCAACCGAACAAGUUGUCAAAAUGUCCCGAUUGUAUGAUGACGUUUGAUUCCGCGAGGGGUCUGCUCCAUCACAAAGUUCGCUACUCGAAUGAAGAGUGCUAUGUCUUCGAGCAGUGCAAUAGAAAAUUCCGGUUUGCGUUCCUGCUGAAGGAUCAUUUAAAGAAACAUAGUCAAACAUCUAAACAUAACGUCAAACAUAAUCAAACAUCUAAACUACCCGUGUCCUUGGUGCAAUGAUAAAUUCCACAGUUUAGAGGCCCGUUAUCAGCAUAUCAUCCAUCUUCACUCGAAGGACAUCAGGAAAGACAAGGUUUCUCAUCUUAUCAUGGAUCAGAAUGAUCCUGAAGCUGUUGAGCUAUUACAUAUUGAGGAACGUGACACAUCAUCGCAUCGAGCACAUACCCUGGCAGACCGGUCGAUUCCCUUUGCGAAUAGUGAAACUGUUAAUGCAACCAAUGUAGUAACAAAUAUGAAUGAAUGUAGUAACAGUCAAAAAUAAUUAGCAAAAAUUAAUUGAGUGGCGGAUACGAGUGCAAUCUCAACCCAGUAGGAAAUACAGACUGAGAAUGUAAAUAUAAAGACUGUGUACGAGAUCUGCCCCGUCUGUAACAAAUGUCAAAUGUUCAUCACCGGCAAUGUUCGUGAUGCAUCUAAAAAAUGGGCAUGGUCGGCGGUUGAGGGAAUCAUCUAUAACCAGCCUUGGCCUUCGCUAGAGCACGUCUACCUUCUGACCAGUGGCAUCGUUUUCACUAAAGAACAUAACCUAUUGGCACAGCUGAACAAAUCGUGUACGUGCGGUGAAGAAGCAGCUGUUCAUCCCAGGAAGGAAAACACUGAUACGGUGGAAGUCGUUUGGGAAAAGAAGGUGAAUGCUGUUAAACAGAUUGGGGAACAGGACGAUCCUGAGGUUUAUAUUUUGUGUUAUAGUGAGCACACUUCUAUAGCUAACUAUGACAAAACAGUAUCAAUGUCAGAAUCAGUCUGGUCAAGUGUUGAUAGCAAGCUGAGAAUCAAAGGUUUUGCCAAGAUAAUAUAGAUCUGGUUUUUCGAAGCUAUUGUUCCUUUCUUUUUUUCGAAAAACAAACGUCAGUGUUAACUUGAGUAGUUAGUAUUAUUAAUAUAGUUAACUUGAGUAGUAUUAUUUAAUGAUCUUGUUAUUAAGGGGUCGAUAUGUUGUGGAGUACUUGUCGUUUACGUUGGAGCGUUCACAGUUCUUUACUGUGUUUGGACAAGCGUGAUUUAGGUGACUCCCUAAGUACCGUCUAACAUUAUUUUGCUACUGAAGCGAAUUUGUAUAUUUAUACGAAAUUAUAUAUGACAUUAUUGUGUCGAAUGUAAUAUUUUGACAUUUUGGAAACUAUCUAUUGCUGUUUAUAGUCUGUAUUCUAGUGUCACAUAUUAACUAGUAAUGUUCGAGUUGGUCUAUAUUGGAAUGAAUUUUGCGUAUUAUAACCUAUAUCAUAGUGUCUUAAUUAGCCUUGAAGUUUCGUUUUAUUCCAAGCAUACUUUAAUCAAAUUAUCUCCGUUAUAAAAUUUAUUAUUACAGCCUAUAUCAAAGUGUCCUAAUUAGCCUUGAAGUUUCGUUUUAUUCCAAGCAUAUUUUAAUCAAAUUAUCUCCAUUAUAAAAUUUAGUGAAUGUAGCUGAGCACAGAAUUUGUCAAAUUUGAAAAGUUCAUAGAAACUUUAAUUCCAACGCUGAUCAAGUUUGCUAAACUUGAAAACUAUGAUCUAUUUAGAAUAUAGCAUACCAUCUGCAAGGUAUGAACGAUGCAGUUAAAAGUAUUCUAAACACCUUUGGUUUAUCCAUUCUGUUAGAAUUCUUUACACACUGCUAUCGUCUAAAUUGUUUUACUUCAAUCCUUUGCACUCGGCGCCAUUCUUUAGCGUCUUCCACACUUUGUCGCGAAAACGCGCACCUAGGAAUUGUCACAUUAUAUAGUAUAGCUUUGGAACCAAGUAAGGUAUUGCCAUAAUGUUUGAUUUAUAUGAAUUGUAGAUAUCGUUGACAUUUGCAAAAAAAAUCAAAAUGUUAUUUCUUAUAAUCUUCUACAAGUUUUUUUUUAUUAAAAACAUUGAUUUCCGUAUUUGUGUAAAUAUACCUUUUCGAUUAACUUUUAUUGCGUAGUUAGAUGACAUUUCAUAUUUAGCAAUUCUUCUGCUACGACAAUGUUGGUUUGUACAUAUGGUAUCCUUUUGCAUUAGGAAACUACUUUUUAUAUCAAUGUAAUCACUUAUUUUAUAUCAAAUACUACGUAUGCUUUAAUAAAUUCUGUAGCAAACAAUGUAGUUUGAACAAA
Molecule: messenger RNA, 6221 nt
Organism: Megalopta genalis
Lineage: Eukaryota; Metazoa; Arthropoda; Insecta; Hymenoptera; Halictidae
Source: RefSeq, a predicted model, not a curated record